Messenger RNA from Plectropomus leopardus (leopard coralgrouper), 1227 nucleotides. It is a transcript of the gene hmgb2a, whose product is annotated as high mobility group box 2a. The record is from RefSeq and is a predicted model, not a curated record. Gene Ontology annotation, cellular component: nucleus. Gene Ontology annotation, molecular function: DNA binding. Gene Ontology annotation, biological process: regulation of transcription by RNA polymerase II. NCBI's taxonomy places the organism in Eukaryota, Metazoa, Chordata, Actinopteri, Perciformes, Serranidae.
CCUUAUUCAGUCGUUUACAACUUCUCUAGCUGAGAUCAGAUAAACCGCAGCAAUGACAGGGAAGGACCCAAAUAAGCCGAGAGGAAAAAGCACCUCCUAUGCUUUCUUCGUCCAGACCUGCCGCGAGGAGCACAAAAAGAAACACCCAGGGACCACUGUAGGAUUUGCAGAGUUUUCCAAGAAAUGCUCCGAGAGAUGGAAGACCAUGUCAGCCAAGGAGAAGUCAAAGUUCGAGGAGAUGGCUAAGAACGACAAGAUUCGGUAUGACAGAGAGAUGAAGACGUACAUCCCUCCCAAAGGUGCUGCUAAAGGCAAGAAGAAGAAGGACCCCAACGCACCCAAAAGACCACCUUCUGCUUUCUUUGUGUUCUGCUCUGAUCACCGCCCCAAAAUUAAGGAGGACAAUCCUGGUAUCUCCAUCGGUGACAUUGCCAAGAAGCUGGGCGAGUUGUGGUCUACACAGUCUGCCAAAGACAAGGCUCCCUAUGAAGCGAGGGCUGCCAAGCUGAAGGAAAAAUACGAGAAGGAUGUUGCUGCCUACAAAGCCAAAGGCGGCUCAGGGAAGAGCGAUGCCGGUAAGAAGAGUGGCCCAGGCCGGCCUGCUGCCAAGAAGGCUGCGCCAGUCGACGACGACGACGAUGACGACGAGGAGGAAGAUGACGACGACGAUGAGGAUGACGACGACGAUGAGGAUGAUGACUGAGCGGUUAAUACGUUAACGGGUGUGAAUUUCGCAAUGCAUUGUUCAGCUAAACUUUUUUUUGUGUGGAUGAUUCCAACAGUAUAGUCUGCUGUCCCUGUUGGUCUGCCUCUGUAGGAAACCAGACCUGUAUUCCUUUUCAAAUUCAGGGAUUUAGUUUUUAUUUUAUCACUUAGUCCCCUAAUUUUUUUUUUUUUUUUAAAACAAUUAUCUGAAUUCUGGUUUGUUACAUCUUAGACCUCGUUGCUACUUAACGGGCAGCUAGAUAUGAAUUUCCUGUGAAAAAUUACAUGACUGAAACUCGUGUACAGGCAGUGGACAGCAGCAAAUCAGUAAAGUUUUAAAAAUGUAUUGUUUGUGGAAGCACUGCUUAUGUUUUCUGUUUAGUGGUGCUGUUUCUUCACUGUCAUUUUACUACCAAGAGUUAUCUGUAGUUUGAUUAAAAAUGUUGAAGCCAUUUUUAAUGUGGAACUUUGAAAACUUUCAUGUAGAACAAAUUUUUUUUUGUAAUAAAAUUUUGUAUAUUA